AUGGCUGCUCGACUUCCUGUGAGCCAGGUACCGGCGAUGUUCGCCCGCCGGCAGCCUCAGGUGCUCCGUGCCUCUCGACGCCUCCAAUCCUCCUCCGCUCCUCAAACUCAGAACCCCGCCUACCCUCUCUACCCCUCCGUCAUCCAGCUCCUGCACGAGAAGAACAUUCCCGAGUCGGAAAUUUCCAAGAUCCCCGCCUCCGGCCCUAAGGGCCGUCUCCUGAAGGGUGACGUGCUAGCCUACAUUGGCCAGAUCGCUGCUGAAUAUCCGGCCAACCAGGCCGCGACGCUGGCCAAGCUCACGCACCUGGACCUGAGCAACAUUAAGAUCGCGGCACCGGCCCCGAAGCCCGCCGCGCCGGCCGCGGAGGAGAAGAAGGAGGUCGCACAGCCCCCACCCAUGUCCUCGAUCGCCAUUUCCAUCUCUUUGUCGGCUGUGCUGUCCGCGCAGAAGAAGAUUCAGGAGAGCUUGGGUGUGACGGUUCCUCUGUCCCGCUUCCUGGCCAUUGCCACCGACCUUGCCAACGACGGCCUGCCUCGCUCCAAGAGCGAGAAGCCCUCUUCGGAUGAAUUGUUCGAGGAGCUUCUCGGCGCCGAGCCCGUGAACACGUCGCGUGGCGACUACAUCCCCGAGCUGAACGCUUUCGAGGCCUCCGAGGCGCGCCAGCCCGAGCCCGUGGUUGAGGAUAUCAUUGAUUUCCUGAGUGCCAAGCCCGGCAAGAAGACCGUUGCUUCCUCAGUCUCUGCUGUGGAGGGCGGUGCUGCCCAGAACGUGUUCAGCUUGACUGUCCCCGUGGGCGAGGAGCUGCGUGCCAAGACCUUCCUCGAGCGGAUCAAGACUCUCCUGCAGGUCGAGCCUGCCAGGCUGGUUCUUUAA
This is a messenger RNA of Penicillium cataractarum, 876 nucleotides long. RefSeq lists its product as uncharacterized. Gene Ontology annotation, molecular function: acyltransferase activity. The record is from RefSeq and is a predicted model, not a curated record. NCBI's taxonomy places the organism in Eukaryota, Fungi, Ascomycota, Eurotiomycetes, Eurotiales, Aspergillaceae. The transcript has 2 exons. Bases 1 to 876 code for a protein of 291 amino acids.